AUGGCGGCCACCGAGAUAGACCUCGAUGACCUCAACUACGUCCCCAAAUACCCGUAUAACGGCACCGGCGAUUCUGGAGGCGAUCCCCUUAAGGAUGACCUCAACAUCUGGUACGAGUCUGGCGAUAUCGCCUUUCUCAUCAUAUCCACGGCACUCAUCCUGCUCAUGAUUCCCGGCAUCGGCUUCUUCUACUCAGGCCUCGCCCGUCGCAAAUCCGCCCUCUCCCUCAUCUGGCUCUCUGUCAUGUCGGCCGCUGUCACCAGCUUUCAGUGGUUCUUCUGGGGCUACUCUCUGACCUUUUCUCACACCGCCGGUCCUUUCAUUGGCAACUUUGCCAACUUUGGCUUCAACAACGUGCUGGCCCGCCCCUCUGUCGGCUCAGCGCGCAUCCCGGAUCUCCUGUUUGCUCUCUACCAGGGCAUGUUCUCCGCCGUCACCGUCGCUCUCGCCACUGGCGCCGUCGCCGAGCGCGGCCGCAUGCUGCCCUGCGUCAUCUUCAUGUUCAUCUGGGCGACCAUCAUCUACGACCCCAUUGCCUGCUGGACAUGGAACCCUUCGGGUUGGUCCAGCCGCAUGGGCGGCCUCGACUUUGCCGGCGGCACCCCCGUCCACAUUGCCUCGGGCGCCGCUGCUCUCGCGUACUCGAUGAUGCUCGGCAAGCGUCGUGGCCACGGCACGCACGAGCUCAACUAUCGCCCCCACAAUGUCACGCACAUUGUCAUCGGCACCGUCUUCCUCUGGGUCGGCUGGUUCGGCUUCAACGCGGGAUCGGCCCUGUCCGCCAACCUGAGGGCCGUCAUGGCGGCCUGCGUGACGAACCUGUCGGCCUGCGUCGGCGGCGUCACGUGGUGUGUGCUCGACUACCGCCUCGAGCGCAAGUGGUCGACGGUGGGCUUCUGUUCCGGCGUCGUCGCCGGUCUCGUCUCCAUCACGCCCGGCUCGGGCUACGUGCCGCUCUGGUCGGCGCUCAUCUUCGGCUCGUGCGGUGCGGCGUUUGCCAACUACGCCACCAAGCUCAAGUUCCUCCUGCGCGUCGAUGACGCCCUCGACAUUUUUGCCGUGCAUGGCGUUGGCGGCCUCGUGGGCAACAUUCUGACGGCCUUCUUCGCGGCCGACUACAUUGCGGCACUCGACAACGUCAGCUCGAUCGACGGCGGGUGGAUCAACCGUCACUGGAUCCAGAUUGCGUACCAGGUGGCCGACUCGUUCGCGGGAGGCGCCUACUCGUUUGUGGGCACGUGUAUGAUUCUUUUCCUCAUGAACAUGAUUCCGGGGCUGCGGCUGCGCGUGGACGAGGACGCGGAGAUCCUGGGCAUUGACGAUGCCGAGAUUGGCGAGUUCGCAUACGACUACGUCGAGCUGACGCGCGAGGUGCUGAACGACGUCGAGAACGAGGCGGCGAGCGGCUACUCGAACGACGGCGGGUACCCGCCUGCGGAGAAGAACAGCAUUCCGCUGAUGGACGCCAGGGCCUUUGCGGGGUCAUCGCAGUACCAGGGCGGCCUUUACGGGCCUACCGACUAA
Molecule: messenger RNA, 1524 nt
Organism: Verticillium dahliae VdLs.17
Lineage: Eukaryota; Fungi; Ascomycota; Sordariomycetes; Glomerellales; Plectosphaerellaceae
Product: ammonium transporter 1
Exons: 1
Coding region: 1-1524 (507 amino acids)
Biological process (GO): ammonium transmembrane transport
Cellular component (GO): plasma membrane
Molecular function (GO): ammonium channel activity
Source: RefSeq, a predicted model, not a curated record